Molecule: messenger RNA, 1293 nt
Organism: Callorhinchus milii (elephant shark)
Lineage: Eukaryota; Metazoa; Chordata; Chondrichthyes; Chimaeriformes; Callorhinchidae
Product: alpha-1,3-mannosyl-glycoprotein 4-beta-N-acetylglucosaminyltransferase C-like
Biological process (GO): protein N-linked glycosylation
Molecular function (GO): acetylglucosaminyltransferase activity
Source: RefSeq, a predicted model, not a curated record
AUGAUCCCAGAAACUUUACUCCAUGGUAGUUUCAUAUCAUCAACAGCUUCACAAACAGAAACGAAUAAAUCUGUUCCUCUGGUUUGCCCUUUAAGGCUUUUGAGGUCAAGCAGCUCCUCUGUCACGUUCAUGUUGUCAUCAACUCCUCUUAAAAAAAUAAAGUUUCUUGCGAUUGGCCUUUGUUCCGUAAAGCGGAAACAUGAGCCAUACUUGAUAGACACCCUGAGGUCCAUAUUUGAGCAAUCAAGCUCAACGGAACUUCAGCAGAUGGUAGUAGUGGUGCACUUGUGCGACUUUAACAUGGCGUGGUGCGAGAUGACGGCACGUCUAAUUACGAAAAUGUUCCCCAGCCAUGUGCUAGCCAAGCGACUUCUAUUGAUCCACGCACCAGAGGAGAUCUACCCCUCUCUUGAGGGCCUCAAGGCCAACUACAAUGACCCUCCGGAUCGAGUGCGCUUCCGCUCCAAGCAGAACGCCGACUACUCCUUCUUACUUAGCUUCUGUGCCAACCUUGCUGACUACUACCUCAUGCUGGAAGAUGAUCUGAAAUGUGCAAAGAAUUUUUUUACCACAAUCCAAAAGGCCAUUGCUUCACGACAAAAUACAUACUGGGUCAUUUUGGAAUUCUCCCGACUGGGCUACAUUGGCAAGCUCUACCAUAGUCAUGACCUCCCCACCCUUGCUCAAUUCCUUCUCUUGUUCUACCAGGAGAUGCCAUGCGAUUGGCUUCUGACACACUUCCGUGUUAUUCUAACACAAAACAAUCCCAUAAAUUUCAAGCCGGCGUUAUUUCAGCACAUGGGCCUCUACUCAUCCUUCAAAGGAUCGAAUGAAUUGAAGGACGGCGAUUUCCAGGAGAGUACCGCAAAUGUGGCCGAUAACCCUGCCGCCACCUUUCACACAAACAUCAAGGUAUUCGAAGACUACCGGCCGGAGAAAGCCUACAGCACUGAAAGUGGCUACUUCUGGGGAAAGACGCCCGUUGCAGGAGAUUACUUCACGUUGAAAUUCGUGGAGCCUCAGAAAGUGGAUGCAAUUGAGGUUCUAACGAGCUCCGUUGAUAGAAAAAAUGACGGUCUUAAAGCCGGCUAUUUGGAAGUUGGCAGUCAUGCCAAAGAACAAUCAUGCUCAUCGUUUAAGAUGUUGGGACAUUUUGUACAUGGAGAAUUCAGAGCACAAACUUUAAGUGAGACUAUACCAUUUAAAAUUGACUGUAUUCGUAUAAAUGUGAUUAGGAACCAAACCGAAUGGCUUAUUAUUCGGAGUAUCAGCAUUUUCCUUGUUCCAAAGUAA